Molecule: messenger RNA, 3501 nt
Organism: Volvox carteri f. nagariensis
Lineage: Eukaryota; Viridiplantae; Chlorophyta; Chlorophyceae; Chlamydomonadales; Volvocaceae
Exons: 12
Coding region: 1-3501 (1166 amino acids)
Biological process (GO): protein phosphorylation
Molecular function (GO): ATP binding; protein kinase activity
Source: RefSeq, a predicted model, not a curated record
AUGGCAGUUACCCGUGUUGCGCCGUUGAAAUCUCCUAGGACCUCAAGGGAGGGCGACCCACCCAAGGCCAGCAGUGAACAAAGCAGGGACCGCUGCAUUGUGGCAAACCCCAGGAUUGCCUUGGCUCUGUGCUCCGUCUCCAUUCUCAGCGUCGGACUUGACCAGUUCACGGUGUUACAUGUCACCGGGAAAAAUCCAGAAUGUGGUUCGAUUUGCCCGAUAGGCUCACAGCUGCCAGCACUAAAGGCUGUGCUCGCGCAACCCGGUGGCGGCAGCUCGUCCAGACUGCGCUACAACAGUAUCCAGGUCCUGCAGCUCCUGCAGUCCUCGUUGCUUUACUCCUUUUCCGACCCCCUGCAAGGAUCCCAAGAAAUAAAGGAGCCACCGUACGACUGGCAGGCCUUGUACGGCACACGUGGCCUGACGGAUUUUUGUGCGUUGCCGCUCAUACACGCCAAGUCCGUCGUGGGCGCCGUCACGCUUGCCUUUGACCCUCCGCCGCCGCCGGGGCAGCAGGCGCCUGGCUUGGGGAGACGCGGAGGGCUGCCCUCAGUUUCCUCGGGGCCCUGCUUCAGAGCCGCUCUUCUGAUGCGCUGCGACGAGUCCUCCCUGAGGGCGCUCGGGCUGCUGCUGUCAGUGCUCCUCGCCGGCCAGGACCUCAAGCUGGCCCAACAGGUCGGCGACAUCCUGGCGGGAGUACACGACGCUCGCACCCUGCAGCAGGUGGUCGCGGGAGUGGCCGCGGGAGUGGAGCGGGUUCUGCAACUCAAGACACACGUCACCGUGGCGGUUACAGUGGCACUGCUGCCCGGUUCAGCCGCCGCCGCCGCCGCCGCCGUCGGUGCCGCUGGCGGUAACGUCGGCGGCGGCGGUGGCGGCGUUACGGCGCCCAGCAGCAAUGGCGGACGGGCAAUCUUCUUCGAGGAGCGGGGCGGUAGCGGAGCUGCGGCCGCAGGCGGCGGCAAUAGCGGCGGCGGCGGCGGGAGCGGCUGCGCUGCGAGUGGAGGCGGCGGCGGCGGGGGCGGGCAGUCAGCAAAUCCUAAUGAGCAAUACGGGGCUCGCGGCAUAAUGGCCAGGUCGACCUCCGCCGCCACUCGGGAAGCCCAAGGCGGCUCAUCCCACGACGGCUGUACGGGACAAAAUGGCUCCUACGGGGCCUUGCUGUGGCAGGCGAGCACGGUGCAGGCUCGUGCGUUGGGCUUGCGGCACACCCUCCUGGCAAACUUGCCUAGCGGCGGGACUGUCGUACACGACUGUGCGUCGUACAUGCAACAAGUUGGUUGUCCCAAGCGGGACUUGUACCUGCUGAGCUCGAGUAAGGGCAUACCGCCCUUCUCUCUGGCAAUUGCGCCGGCGCCGCUGCCGCUGCUACGCGACGUCCCGGCCACCGGCGGUGGCGGCGGCGGCGCCGCUGCUGCGGCACAGCUUGUCUUGUACGUGUCCGUGGGCAUGCGGCUUCCUCUAGAGCUGUUGAACGAGGUUUUGGCUCAGGCGCAGCACUUGUCUUUACGGUUUUUAGCUCCGCUGAUCGGACAUAAGCUUGCGCGCGGGGACUUGGCGGAGGAGUGGAUAUUGCUCGUGGGGAAGUGCUUCUCGGGUCGCGGCGGCGGCGGCGGCGGCCGCGGCGCAUCCGUCGGAGGAGGGACGUUGGCAGCGACGGAAAGCCACCCGGACUUGCGUCCGACCACCUCAGCCGUGUGCAAUGGCACUAGCGGCGGCGAGACGGCCGCCGCCGCAGCAGCAGCAACAGCCGGCAACGGCGGGAGCGGCUGCGGAGAAGGGAGUAGAGGUCAGUGCGCUGUUAGUCCUGACGACGGCUGUUCGCGAGGCAGCAGCAACGCUGCGCCGGCCGGCACCGCGGGCUGCGGCGGUGUCAGCGCUGCCGCCGGGGUCCCGCCAGCACCGCACCCAGGGCACCCGCGGGAAAAGGCGACGCCAACGCCAACGCCGACCUCUCCGCCGCCGACGUGCAUGGACGCAUCGACGUCACGGCCAGCUGGGGGCGAAGCAGCCGCCGCCGCCGCCGCCACCGUGGAUGCCGGGCCGCCUGUCGCCGAGUGUCCUGUGGUGACCCCGGGACCUGACCGGAUGCUGUCGGCCAUCGGCACCCCCCCUGAACCUCGUGGUCCGGUGCUCAGUACGGCCCUCGCAGGGGCCUUUGCGGGUGACACACGGGCGCACAUGGGCCUGCUCGUCUCCUCGUUCAAGGAGACGAUCAACGCGCUGCAGGCCCUUCGUGCGGACGAAUACGAGGAGCUGUCCGUUCUCAAGCUGGGGAAGGUGCUGGGUCGCGGCGGCAGCGGCCUGGUUUUCCAGGGUUAUCUGCACAUGGGCCUUGAGGUGGCCGUCAAGCUGUUUGAAAACCCCGAUGACACCGACCGGGAGGCUGUGUCCUCUUCAGAGCAUGCAAGUACAAUAACUUCCCAACCACAUCCAGGUGGUGGCGGCGCCGCCGCCGACGGACUGGCGGCGACGGAAGCCGCUGCCGCCGCCGCCGGUGGCAUCGACGGCGGCAUCGACGGCGGCACUGACACCGCCGCUGCGAAGGGCGCGGUGAAGGGGCAGCCGCCGCCUGCUCUGCCGUCGACGACGGCGGCGGCGGCGCUGGCGACGAAGCGGCAGCGCGACUUGCUGCACAACGCCCUGGAGCUGGGUGUGGCGUCAUCGCUGUCGCACCCGAAUAUCGUACAGGGCUACUGUCACUGGGUCAAUGUGGUCCUCAUGCAGGACGCAUCACUCAACCGCUGCUGGCUGAUGGGCCAGGCGGAAUACCUGGCGUUGGCACCCCCGGGAUCACCGCCGCCGCCGCUGUGUUCUGCCCUGGUCAUGGAAUACUGCGACAUGGGCUCGUUGGUCCAUGCACUCAAGAGGGGGACCUUCACAGCGGCGGACGGCAAGACGAAUAUGGAGUUUGUGUACAUGUGCCUGCUGGAGAUUGCGCUGGCGCUGCGGCACCUGCACACCGCCAAGCUCGCCCACUGCGACCUCAAGCCGGGUAAUGUGCUGCUGAGGUCCAGUCCCAGAGAUCCCCGCGGCUUCGUGUGCAAGCUGGGUGACUUUGGCUACGCGGCCAUUCUGAAGGACGGAUUGCUGCCGGGCCGGCCUGCUGUAUUGCCGGACGAAGCCUGCGGUACACUGCAGUACAUGGCUCCUGAGCUGUUCGUGUCGGGGCGGCCCGUGGAUGCCAGCAUCGAUGUUUACGCUUUCGGCAUGCUGAUGUGGGAGCUGAUUACGGGCCGUACGCCGUACAGCGAGUGCGACUAUCCCAGUCGGUCGUUGAUGAAGGCGGUGUACCACGGCAAGCGGCCCAGCUUCCCAGGCAACACGCUGUCCGCCUACAGAAGCCUCGCAGUGUGCUGCUGGUCACCCGACCUCAACUCACGGCCCAGCGCCUCGGCGCUCGUCAAGCUACUCCGCCAGCAGCUCGAGAGCUUGAAGCAUCAAUCGAGCACCGGCAGCUCCUCAGCCCCGCCAGCGGUGGGACCCCGGGCACAUGUGUGA